AGCAUUCCCAGUUCUUAUCCUGAGUUCUAUGCGAGCAGAGCUCUAAGAUUUUGCUAGUAAAAAGCUAAAAAGAUACAAGAUAGCACAAGAAUGAUUUGGUUGUUGAUGUGAUAUCAAAGUUUGUUUCAUGUGAGCUGUUUAAUUGCAUUGAUUCAGUGCGCGUCUGUUCAAUACAACUGUAAUAGGCAUUUCAAGAAGCACAUUUAUGAUCAUUCUUCACUUGGAAUGACUAUUAUGCCAGCCAGCAACCAAGGAGGGCGCAUAGUGAAUCAGCUGUUGGACUCGACGCGAAAUUUUGAUGAGUCUGCAGAUCAGCGACAGUCUAGGGGGCAUGGGGACAUGGUCUCGUGACAAUGACAUGUAGAACUGGUCUAGGCUCGCCGCUAGCUUUUCGAGCUACCGGUGUCGGGUAGACUUGAAAAAAAACUCCAAAAAACUGUAAACAACAAUUAAAAAACUACAAACAUCAACAACUACUACCCGACGUGUUUGUCCGCUGCCCUACAAGUGUACUGAAAAUAUGUCAAUUGAAAUUCGAUUACAAGUAGAGACUUGAGAAAUCUUCCAUCCUGUAUCAUAGAUACACAUUGUUAAUGGUGGACUGUGUUAGUGUAUUAGAUUUCUAGUAACAUCUGAAACUUUCAACUUGAAAUGUAUUGUGGAUAGUUCACUUUUUGUUUUGCCGCGGUAAAACAAUGAAAAGUAGCCUACAACUACUUUGAGAGGUGAAUGAAUGGAAAGGAUUUUCAAAUUGGUGAGGGUGAAAAUUAAAUGAAAAGACAUUGAAAGUGAGAACAUUCUAUUGGAUCUGAACGCUACAAAAAAAAUGUGAAGGUUUUAGGUGAAUGAUUUUAGUGUGUUAAAAAUGUGUGAGUGUUGAUUUAUGUAUGAUCUACCACAUUAAACUCUAGUCUAUUGAACUGAUGAUAAUACAUGAUUGAAUUAGUAGAGUUGGAACGGAUAUUUGUAUAGUACUUGGUUGCAAAUUAUAAAUCUACGUUUAUCGAACAUGGGUGGCCUUAAAAUGGACUAAGUUUCUACAGUGAUAAGAUUUUGGUGUUUUUGUGUUAGUAGUCAGAUUUCAGGUUUGAAAUAUUUAAUUGUAGGCCUAAAUACAGACUAGUGGUACUCUUGUAUCUACACACACAGACACCAAUCUAAGAACUUGACUGUUAAUUAUCAAAAUCCUCUGACAGCACACUGUUUACUUUGAGAUCUGUACGAAUGCUGUUUAAUUUAUGAUUGCGCGCUGACAGUCAGUUACUCAGAUAAAUUCUUCAGUUACCCUUUACUCUAGUUUGGAGGAGGAUGUUUUUGAGACUGUUUUGUGAAGCGUAUGUUUUCGGAAAUACUAGUAGCAGCUUAUUGUAACCGUCUGUGAUCAAAAUGCACGUAACAAAUUCUAUUUUCUCUUAUUGGUAAUACUUUUAUUGUUAACUGUAAUAAUUUGUUCAUGUGUUGAGAAUUAUAGCACUGAAACCAUAGUGCUAUCAAUCAAACGCUUAUAAGUGUGUUGAGACUUUUAACAACUGAAUUCAAUCAGGUUAUUUAUCACAUAAGGGACUAUUAUACGCUGAAUUCAACUGUUGAAAGCUGCUGAAAUAAUUUUGUUAACAACAGCUGAAGUGAUUGUUAUAAGUGUAUCAUUUAUCACAAAAAUUCAGCUGAAGUGUACACACUAUUCAGAUUUUUGAGACUGCUGAAACUUACUAUUUUCACAGUUUUUGUUAACUUUAUCUGAGUGGACAUUAUAUGAGAUUAUCGAUCACCUCAUUUUUUGUCACUCCGUGAGUGAAGUGAACAUUGUAAGAGUUAGCGAGACUAUUAGUGGGUUAUUUGUGGUAGUAACACUGUCUGUUACUUUUUGAGUGUAAUUGUAAAACUGUCGAUUGUAACAUUAUUUGUUUCACUAAAUUUUGAGAGUACUGCCGCUUGUCAAUUGUCACAUUUCUUGUAACGUUGAGUAAAAAUUGCUGGAAAACUGUAAGAGUACGUGAAAUCUGUCGAUGGGUUAUUGUCAAUUGUCGCAUUUUCUACAACUUUGAAUUAUAUAAUGGGUUUUGGGAGGAAUCUGCGGCCAUGAUGACAGAAUUCAGCGAAAGAGCGCGUUAGUGGUGUCGUGUUAGAUGUCAUCUUUCUCAAAUAACAGUGGUGGUUCUAGUAGUGGUGCCACCAAUGCACCAUUAAAAGAGGAUAGAAAACAGAGUUUGCAGCCGUGCGACAGAGAUAACCAGCUACCAACUCUGGCAAUCAUCGGACGAAAUGAAAACGAUCAUUCGCGGAAAACGCAGAAUCUGCUUAAGUCCAAGAAGUACGAGACUUUCGAUGAUCCUGCAGAGUCGUCGAGGAGGUGUGAGGUGGGUGAGUCGCAUGUGCCCCCCGAGCCAGCCGCUAAAAAAGAGGUACACUUUGAGUUGCCCCCAUCGUCACGUGACCACAAUGAGGCAUCGGCGGGGUUCAGGAGUCACUACGGCACGCCGUCGCAUCAAGGCAAGGCCUAUCUAGAGACAAACCUAGACUCGAGCUGUGCGAGCGAGAGGCGAUCAAGCACUCCCACCCUCAACGUAGCCGUGUCGUCAUGCAACGAAGUUGGGACUUCGCUGUGGCUCACGAGCGGAAGCGGCGGCAGCGGAAGUGAUUUUACACGCGGCGCGCAGACGUUUGGCGCGCAAAAGUGCGACGCGCAGAAAUGUGACGUUUUUGCGCGCGGCGGUCGGCAAGACUCGCCUCCGCCUGACUAUUGGAACCAGGUCGGCCAACAGGUGCCUUUCAUUGAUAGCAGCGGCGGUAGCGUUAGAAAUUCGCUUCUCAUCAACCAGAGUGCAACUGGGGGUGGCAGCGGCUAUCAGAUCCUGGUGGACCGAAGUGCAGUGAACCAACCGCCGGGUUCGGAUUCCACCUCAUUGAACUCGGCACCCUCCUCACCACCUCCCUCCUCGCUUACCCCUCCCACCACCUCCACCUCGUUCAGGGACCAAAGUCGCAAGAAGCGGCCCAAGCUCAGUCGCUUCUAUAGCCAGCAUGAUCCUGAUUGUCCGCCCGCAGGUGGCAUAGAGCUGCGAGUACUAGAGCCGUUGUUGUCUGAAGAUGACGGAACACCGAUUGGGGGCGGGAGCGGUGGUGGAGGUGGUAGCAGUGGGGGUGGGGGAAAUCAGCUGGCCACGGUGCGGGAAGGGGCGGGAGAAGGGGAGGGACAGCGUCCCGGCGCCACUCGCCGGGAACUGCGCAAGCUCAAGCAUUCCAACACUAUCGCAUGCUCGGGUCGCAAACGCAAGACGAGCAGCUGGGAGGAGAGUGUGUCGCUACAGCGCCGACGCAGCAUCGCGAGUCGCGAGGAGGCACGCGAAUGGCGAGACAAGGUGCUGACAGCAGAGGGGGCCGAUGACUUGGGGGGCACCGCCUCCACGCCCCCUGGGGGCCAGGGGGGGCUCAGGGAGGACACCCAGCAGGAUCUGCGCUACUACUUCCAGCACCCCUACCUGCGCCUCUUCGCCACCUACACAGUCAUAUUCUGCAACUUUCUGCUCUUCGCCGAAGAUCCCAUUUCGCAUAGUCAUGCUGAAUCUGUGAUACCAAUGGUGGGAAAUGUAUUCAGCUUUGUCCUCACUAAAUAUCCACCUGAAUGGAGAUGGGCCUUGAUAAAGGUGAUUAUGUGGCUUUGUGCCAUAAUCUGUGGCUUACUAGUGGGAAAAUAUUUUGUACAUAAUAUCCUCUGUGGAAAGAUUUUGAGACUGAAAAUGUUCCGUGAUGAACAGGGAUCAUGGAUUGCAAUGUUUCUGACUGUGAUCGUUUCACUUUACUUAUUUUCCCAUGUCUACAACCUGAUUCUAUUGAUAUUCUACGAUAAGCCAUAUUACUUCAUUGACAGUAGAAUGGGUAUAACUUAUGCUAGUGUGAUGAAAACGGCAGCCUGCGGCACGUGGCUGGGUGACCUGAUCACGGCGCUGAUGGUGACCGACGUGAUGCUGCAGGACAACCUGUACCCCGAGUGGGCACCCACCUGUCGUCGGCUGUGGCGACGCUCCAACCUGCCCCGCAUCCUCAUCUUCUGGGUGGUCUCCGUCAUCGCCACCGGCAUUGUCGUCACCCUCAUCCUCAGCGACUACAUCUCCUGGGACCGGCUCAACCGCGAUUUCAUAUCCAGCACAGAACUGACUCGUGCUUUUCUGGCAUCGUUCAUUCUGGUGAUGGACGUCCUGAUAAUGAUGCAGGAUUGGGACUUUCCGCAUUUCACCACCACCUUACAUAUCAAUUUGCCCGGAUUCAGUGUUGCCACUCUCGAAUGGAAGUAUGCCGAGGUGCAUUUGACAGGAAAGUGGUUCAACUACGGGUUGAUCUUCAUGGUCAUGUUAUUGGAUUUGAAUAUGUGGAAAAAUCAGAUUUUCUACUACCCGGCACGUUUUGGACAAUAUACAGCCCCUGAUGACAACAAGAUUCGAACGGUGAAUGACCAAGAGCUGCUGCAGACGGCCAAUCGAUCGCUGUGGACAUGGCAGAGUCGCUCCCAGAUCAAUGAAACAACUGGUCUUCCCUACUUCACAAAUGAUUUCAAAAUGAACUCGCAAUAUAUGGGCUACCCGUUGCUAUUGAAGAUCACUGCCUUUAUUCCAUCUUGCCUUGCGAUGACAUUGUUCAUAUCGGUUAUUAUAAUGCACGGUCGAUACCCAGAUCAGGGAAGUGUAACCAGGGAUUCAGAGGAGAUCACGACAUCGAAAAAAGGGGUGUCCGUUUAACAUUAAGGGGCUGAAUUCAAUGGAUGGAUAAUACAAACGGCGCCAGAGAUGUGUGAUGAUGAGUAUUGCAAAAGAGUCCAAUAAUUUGUUCAGGAAUUAAUUUAUUCAUCAAAGGAAAGCGCAUUGAUUUGUCCCAAGAGUGUUCAGAUUUUUAUAAACUACCGUGGUUCAACAAAAAACAAACAAUUUCAGUUACUUCGUCCAGGAAACUCCUUCAAACUUAUAUAAUAUUGUUACAAGUGUGUGAGAAGAAUUUGGAAUCUAAAGUGUUUCAAGUGAGAAAACCUUUGUGUCGUUCUUUUGUAUUACUUUACACGAAAACAAAUAGAGAAUCAACUGUAUUUUUAUAGUUAUCACAUGAGUUAGAUCAUCAUUCGAAAGCAAAUAAGGUGUAGUUCAAAUGCAUAUUUGUGAUCAAUAUUAACUUUUUUGCUAGGGCUACUCUUGAAAAUAAAAAUUUAAGUACCUAACAUUUUUUUUUAAAUUGUUUACUUAAGUGAUUAAGUUUAAGUGAGUAAACAGUUUAAAAAAGUGUACUUAGAUUUUUAUAUCUUUCCAUUGUGAUCAAUAUUAUUUUUACUCUCUAAUUAGAUACUUUGAUAGAACAAACUUUAUUCAUUGAAACUUUUCUCCAACUUUAAGCUUCAAGCUAAUUCGCUUUGAGCCAUUUUCAAAUUGAACUUCUUCCUCCCAUUCAAGCUUACUACUAAUUAGCUUAUUGGUUUAUGCUUUUUUCCAACUUUUUCCACAACCAACACAUUUAUUCUAAUCUCCUACAAAUACAUUUGUAGAACUUUAAUUAUAAACUAGGAGACUUACACUUGAAAAAUACUUCUGAAAUUAUCUUUUGAUCUUAAUUUAAUUUUAAAUAAUAAUUUGAACGAGUUUUGUUGCUCAAGUGAAGAUGCAUUUAUUGUAUUUUAAUUUGAUUUAUCAAGCUAUUAUGGUAUCUAAGUAUCCAACACUACCUCACAUAUUUGCAUCAAUUAGUAAAUUUAAAAAAUUAAGUUCAACUAGAUUUAUGAGCAGUUAUUGAUUUGGAAGUUUCCAAAAAACUGCUGAUCUAUACUAACUUACUUGCCGGUAUCUACAAUUCAAAAUCAUUUUAUUUUAUUAUUUUAAUUGGAAAUCAAUACUUGCCUUACCUACAAUAGUUGAAGAAAUGUUAAAUACAUAAUCUUAAAUUGGGUAAAUUAAGUUUAAAUACAUUAGCUGCUCUAUUCGUCUAUUUUAGUCUUUUUAUUUUUCUAAUAUGCUCUUAACAGUUCCUAAAUUUCAAGCAAUAUAAAGGUAUUUAGGUAAUAGAAACUAUCAAUCUUCCACAGAAAACACCUUACACUAUGAAGUGCUUUACAGUAUUAAUUUUAGCAGCUAAAGGUUCAAUUUCUUGAUGGGCGAAUCUAAGUUACGUUCAUCUUGAGGCCUAGUUUAUAUUCACCAUAUUAUUAUAAAGCCUUUUCUUGAAAUGGUGUAUUCUGGAGAAAUAAUAUUUUGUUUCCAACAUAUAGUUAAGUGUAAAACAUUUGUAAGUUAAUAUAUUUGAAGUUUUUACACUAUUAGUCUCAUGAAAUAGAGUAUAUUUAUUAAUUGUCUUGUCUAACUUAUGAAAUCGAACUACAACGAAAAAUUAUAUUAAGGUCUAAACUUUAUUUAGCUACUUUGAAGAAGUGAAAUCAUUAAUUUUUAUCCAUCGUCACCAUAUCUUUUUAUUGGCAUAUUCUCUAAUGUAGGCCUAAACAUUGCUUACCUAAUCUAAAGUACUUUUUCAUCAUAUAUCCAAGUAUAUAUUACGCUUAAGUCAAUGGAAAUUAAUCAGCCUAAAUAAUUAUUAUUGUCAACGAUAGAGUUGUUCUAUGCUGCUUGUUUCAAAAUUACAUUUUUAAUCAUUGUUUUAUCCAUAGAACCAUUUACGAAUUAUACUAUUGGAAAUGGGUUCAUUUAAAGAACUUGACUCUUGUUCAGACAAGUUAAUUUCAAUUAGUUAUCAACGUUUAUCUCCCGGUUGCAAGUACUUUUGUUGAAUUUAACCAUGUUUAAUGGAAAUCGAAAUAAUUUUUUUAUUAAAAAAAAAUCAACUACAAAUAUUACUCUUUAAUGUUUCUUUCCAUUACGAACUGCUUGUUAAUAAUCACGUUUGAACACUUAAUGUCUCAUGCUAUGUCUAAUUCCUAUCAGACUGCUAUGUUGUAAUUGUUCAAAAGCUAUUACAAAUACUACAUCGAGUUGAUUUAAACAAAUUCCAUUAAUUUUAUUCGAAUAACUGUGAUAUACAACUUCAAUACAAUUUCCAAUGCAAUUCUCUAAUACUACUUAUUAGUAUUUACUAAUUAUUUAGUAAAUACUAAUUAGUAAUUACUAAUUACUAAUUGGUAAUGAGUAGCAUUACUAAUUUCUAACUUUCUUUAACUCCCUACCAAUUUCCCAAAUCUAUCAUUGCCUACUAAAGUUUCUAGAAUAUAGAUUUUGAACUACUCAACACUGUUGUCUAGUUCACACACUUUGAAACACCUCAAUCUUUAGAAUUUUUGUUGAAUUUCAUAUUUUUCAUUGAAUUUAUAGUUGUUCGCAGUAAAGUUUAAAUGAAGCUGCUAUUUGCUGCCAAAAUUCAAACAAUUUCUCACCAUUUAUUAUUUUAAUUUACCAAUUUUCUAACACUAAUGUUUGUUAUUCCACACACUGCCAAUUCAUAUGCAACUCAUCUAGUGAGAUUUAGCUCAAACUGUCAGCAUGCCUUUGUUAAUAAUAGCAUCAAUGUUCUCAAACAUUGCCAACAGUUUGAAGCUAAUCACACUAUAGCAACUUUAUACAUCAUAAUAAUUAAUUAUCAUCUUAGGCGCAUCAUAGAUUAUGCAUACCAUGAAUUCAGCCCCAUUGCAAAAGCCAUAAUGGAGGAUUUAGAUAGCUAAUAAGUGCAUAUUAUAUUAUUGACAACCGUCCAUAAGGACACUCUAGUUGUUAGAAUGAAUCUUUAGAAUCUGCUAGCGGCCACCAAAAAGUAUACACCAUGUAAUUAUAAUUAGUAUUUAAUAUUAUAAUCAAUAAUCACUAAUAUUGUAACAUAGCUUAUGAAAUCUACAAAUUAUUAUUAGAAAAUGUAGAUAUAGGCUACCGUACUAAAAUGCGUCAAUGAAAAUGUAUUAUGUAUAGUAUUAUAGCUUUACUAUUUUUAGAAAAGAGGAAUGUUGGAACUACAAUAUACAGCAAUCUGUAUUGAACUAUGUAAAAUGAACAAACAAUAUAGUAGCAAGAAGUUAUUUAAAAAUAAUGUAGUUGUACAUUCUAAGAAAACAAUGAUAAAUUUACGAAGAUUGUAAAGUUGUGAGUUCAAUUUGAAACUUGUUAUUUUCAUCGAUUUAUCUGUAAGGAAUUAAUUUUUUGGUGACAGACCUAAUUUUAUGUUUUAAUAAUUCGAUUCUAAGCUGGCCUAUAAUUCUAUAAUGUAAUGAAGAAAGAAGGAAAUUCAACGAAUUUAUUCGGUCUAUUUUUUAUUCAGGUAAGUUACUAAUCAACAACAUAAUACAAAAACAAAGUAUAGGUGUUAAUCCUAAACGUGCAUUACCUAUAUAGGUACUAAAUUAUUGAUUUAGAUAUGAAAUUAUCUUCCCUCCAGUUUUAAAAGCAUACAAUGAACACUAAAUAUUCAUAUUCUUUGCCAAGCAUUUAUUAUGAAUGUGAGUUUUUUGUUUAAAAUUUUGUUACCAGCUCUCCAAGGGCUUUGUUACCAUGAAGUGCAUAUUUAUAUAUUUAAUUAUUUAUGAAUGAAAUACAUUGGCCGUUUUCACACUUACCACAGUUCGACAUUUAUAAUCACGACACCCAGAUUGGGAACAAGAAACAGUUUCAAUGUAGUUUUUCUGGUAGAUGCUCACAUAAGUAAUUACAUGUUUAAUGAAUUGAGUAAUGACUCACAAUCUUAUCUGACAAUGCUUCUUUCAUACCUCUCUUGGAUUCAGAUUUAUCUAUUUCUUUAAAAAAAUAAUUUGAUCGCUUUGAAUCUGACUUCUCAUCCUCCAUCGAACUGUAGGCUACUAUUUGAAUGCGUUUUAGCUUGUUUAUAAACGUUAUUUUCAAAUAAAUUAUAUCUAAUAGAAAUAUUGGUAUUCAUUAUUAGUUCCAUUAAUCACUUAUAUUAGAAGUCUUCUUAAAAUAUCAAUUGAUCAAACAUGAUCUACUUUCUCAUAAGUUUAUAUCAUUCAUUAUAAACAUAUCCAUGUAUCUCUUCCCGAAAAUUGGAAAACAAAUCAAUUGUAACUGAUCUCCAUUAAUGUUUGCUAUUUAUUUUACAUACUUCCUUGUAUACAUACCUAAUUAUUUUAACCAUCAAUAGAUUAGCCACUAAUAAGCAUCUCAUUGUAUUGGAUCAACAAGAAUAAUCUUUGUUCAAUCUGUGCAAUAAACUUAUAUUUUGUCACUAUAAAGUAUUAUUGUUGUUGAAUUUGAAAAGUUUUAUGAUUGUUAAAGUUGGGAGAGGUGUAUUUUCAUUGCCUGUAAUGUGUGAAUAUGCUUUUUGGAAAUGGUUGUUUUGAAUAAUUGAAAGUGCAGGCUGCACAAAAGCCGGUUAAAUUUUGAGAACCAAUCAGAGACGUUGUCUUCUCGAAAACGCCUUCUCUGAUUGGUUCUCGUGCAAUUAAUCAUGAUUCAAAUUUAACCAGCCUUUGUGCAACCGGGCCAAAGUUUUGUCGAACCAUUUUGUGUUAAGUAUUUGAUACUACAUUGUUUUAAACCGAUAUGGUCAUUAGCAUGUAUGAUUUUAUAUUUCUACUAAGUCUAGAUGUAAUUUAUAUCGAGUGAUAUGAUUUCUGUAUCUAUGCUAUUAUAAAUGGAUUUGCGACGGAAGUUAAAAUGUCAUUGUAUUCAAAUAUUAGGAUUACGCUUACUUACUUUAUCUCAAAAAGCAAUAGAAUCAACACCAAUAUUAAUGGUAAACUGUCAGUACAAUUUAUAGUAAAUUCGUGUAGGUUGGUAUGACUAAAGUCGUUAUUACAUGAUGAAAUUUUCAUUAAAAAGUAAUUAAGAAGACGUUUAAGGUAAAGAUGAGAAGAAAGUCUUGUCAAGUCGGUCGGAUUGCUUCAAAUAUUGUCCAAUUUUUUGAACGACUUCAUAUGAUAAUGGACUAGAUUCAAAUAAAACCAAUUUCACAAGACUCACAAAUCAACUAUAUAUUCAAACAAAUAUUAAAGAAAAUAUUCAAGUAUUUUUACGAAAAUUUGAUCAUGUACUAACGACUUGAUAAAAUAGAAUAAUGUUCUGGUGUGUAUGAUACGUUUGUUCUUUGUUAUGGAUGUAAUAAUUCUUCAUUCAUAAUGUUUUAUUAUCAUUUUCAUUGUCUUCAUCAACGAUGUAUGCUAGAACUUUUUAUCACAAACGCUAGUAGAAUUACUUACGUGUUUCGUUAUUAUAGAAAAUUUCCAAUUGUGAGAAACAAUGUAUCAGCGAUGCAAAGUGUUCUAACAAAUCCAUCUAUUUCUAUCUAGUCUCCAAUUAUUUUGCAUUUCAUAGAGAUGUUAAGUCUAACUACGGAUAAACCUUUAUAACUAUACGACCUUCUAGUAAUAGUAAUAUUCUAUUGCCAUUUUUUUCUAAGAAAAGGUAUACAAUUGUUCUCUUACUUUAUAAAGAAAAAGAAAAAUUCCCAGCAAUUUGCAAUUUUUACACGAAUUGAUAUUAUUCAAUUGCAAUAAUUAUUCACUGUAGUAUCACAAAUUAAGUUUAAGCUUACCAAUCCACCAAAUUAGCUCGUAGUGAAUUUUGAGAUCCCAAAGAUCAUACAGUACUUGUAUUAUUAAGGAAUGAAAGUACAAUAUGAUAAUACAUUGUUAGCAUUUAAUGUUUGAUUUUUGUCAUUAUUUUAGUUAAUGAUUUUCCAUAUCGAUUUAUUAUUUUCCAUUAAUUCUUAUUUUUAUUUAGUUUGAAAUACAGAACUAGAUGUGCUAUAUUUAAAUUUUUGCAUUUUGUUUGAAUGGUUUUAUUCAAAUGUUGCUGAUUUAACAAAAGAUAAUUCAAUAAUAUUCAUCAUUGUGUAUAAAAUUUUAUUUGAAAUUUGAAAUUGAAAUUUUAUUGCUGUGUCAUUUGCAGUUAAUAAUUUCAAUUAUUAUUGAGUUAUAAACUAUGAUAAUAGAAUCUAAGUACAUAUAUAUAUAUAUAAUAUACAUUGGCACCAAAUAUAUUUUUAGCUUGGUAUAUUUAAGUGAUGAACAAUAUUUUGUGAAUUGUCAGUAGUGUAAAUUAUAGUCGAUAACGAUAAGCAAAGUAUAAUAAAAUGCACAAAAAUGUCAUGUAAAUGUUUUUACAAAAAGUGUCCUUAGUGUGACAGGCAUUUUUAUUUUGUCAGUAUUAUCUCGUUUGAAAUUUAUGCUUUACCUAUUCUCAUAAACAAUACUCUUGGAUCUGGUAUCUUUUCUGUGUUAAUAACUACAUAUGAUUGUUGAUCUUAUAGUGAGUUGACACAGACCUAGCAAACAGCUGGAGAUUGCGAAUAGCUCGAUUCAGUCAGCCAACUCCAACAUUGUGAAUACCCCUUUUAUAUCAUAACAUUUUCAAUCAUUAUAUUCCUAGGAUCAUCAUGUUUCACAUUCAUUUGAUUAAGGGAAAAACAUAAACUUUAUACAUAAAUUAACCUGUCAAGAAUCAAAAUACUUGCCCAUAAUGAGGAAAAGAGCAAAUCCACAAUAUUAUAAUUUGUUUUUCAAUUGGUAGAUGUGACAUUUUCAGUAGAAUAUUCCAUUUUUCAAACCAAAUAAAUAGACUUGGAUAGUCAAAUAAUAUUUAGCCUAAUUUCGUUAAAUUCCAAGUUGCUUCAAGAACUUGGAUCCAGAGUGGUCUUUUUGAGAAUAGAUAAUAGUAUUAACAUCAAUAUUUUACAAUAAUAAAAUUCUCACCACUGCUACAAAGUUAUUGUGAAAUUAAUUAUUAUUGUACGGUACAUUUUAUGGUGCUUGAGUAUGGAAAAUAUAAUGACCAAAUAAUAAUGAUAAUAAUAGAAAA
Messenger RNA from Nilaparvata lugens (brown planthopper), 11717 nucleotides. RefSeq lists its product as uncharacterized. Gene Ontology annotation, biological process: intrinsic apoptotic signaling pathway in response to endoplasmic reticulum stress. The transcript has 15 exons. Bases 2127 to 4733 code for a protein of 868 amino acids. NCBI's taxonomy places the organism in Eukaryota, Metazoa, Arthropoda, Insecta, Hemiptera, Delphacidae. The record is from RefSeq and is a predicted model, not a curated record.